Tachyglossus aculeatus (Australian echidna) is the source of this 3939-nucleotide messenger RNA. It is a transcript of the gene GUCY2D, whose product is annotated as guanylate cyclase 2D, retinal. Gene Ontology annotation, molecular function: ATP binding; protein kinase activity; peptide receptor activity. Gene Ontology annotation, biological process: protein phosphorylation; receptor guanylyl cyclase signaling pathway; intracellular signal transduction. NCBI's taxonomy places the organism in Eukaryota, Metazoa, Chordata, Mammalia, Monotremata, Tachyglossidae. Bases 187 to 3390 code for a protein of 1067 amino acids. The transcript is spliced from 19 exons. The record is from RefSeq and is a predicted model, not a curated record.
ACUCUGCCCGUUUCCUCUCCCGCCCUUCUGCCCUCCCCCUCCUCUCCCUAUGUCUCCACCAACUUCCUCACUCUUUCUCUGUCACGGUCUGUCCCUCUCUCCCUCCAGGUGUCCCCCGCUUGCUGUACCCCGCUCUCCUCCGCCCCUCCCUCUGACCCCUCUGCCCUGUCUUCCCCUCCCCGCAGCAUGCCGGGUUUCCCCCUCCAGGCCCGGUGGGGUGCCCGUCCCCCUCAGGCCCUUCUCCUUCCCCUGCUCCUCUCCCACCUGGGCCCUGCCCUCGCGGCCACCUUCACGGUGGGCGUGCUGGGGCCCUGGGCCUGCGACCCCAUCUUCGGGCGGGCCCGGCCCGAGCUGGCCGCCCGCCUGGCCGUGGCCCGCAUCAACCGCGACCCCGCGCUCUCGGCUGGCUACCGAUUCGACUACGCGGUCCUGCCCGAGCCCUGCCGCACGGCCCGGGCCCUGGAGGCCGCGGCCUCCGCCCUGAGCCGGGUCUCGGGCCUGGUGGGACCCGUCAACCCGGCCGCCUGCCGGACCGCGGCCCUCCUGGCCCAGCUGGAGGACAAGCCGCUCUUCCCCUGGGGCUGCCCGGGUGUGGCCGGGGCCCCGACGCUGGCUCCGGUUCUCCCCGCGGCCGCCUCCGCCCUUUACACCCUCCUAAGGAUCUUCCGUUGGGCCCGCGUGGCCGUCCUCACUGCCCCUCAGGACCUGUGGGUAGAGGCCGGGCACGAGCUGGCGGGGGCCCUGCGGGCGCGGGGCCUGCCCGUCGCCCUGGUAGCCGCCGUAGAGGCCGACUACCCAGGGGCCCGGGCCGCCCUACGGAAGGUCAUGGACGGACCUGCCGUCCGAGCGGUGAUCAUGGUGAUGCACUCACUGCUGCUGGGCGGGGAGGAGCAGCGGCUGCUGCUGGAGGCAGCGGAGGAGCUGGGCCUGGCCGACGGCUCGCUGGUCUUCCUGCCCUUCGACACGCUGCACUUCGCACUACCCCCCGGGCCCGCGGCCGUCCUGGCCAACAGCUCCCACCUGCGCCGGGCGCACGACGCCGUCCUCACCCUCACCCUCCGCUGCCCCCCGGACCGGCCCGUGUCCGAGGCUCUCCGACAGGCCGUGGCCCGCCACGAGCUGCCCCGGGACCUGGAUCCCAGCCAGGUCUCCCCGCUCUUCGGCACGAUUUACGACGCCGUCUAUCUGCUGGCUGGGGCCGUGGCGGACGCCUCCCGCCAGCGGGGCCGUUGGGUGACGGGAGCCAGCGUGGCCAGGCACGCCCCAGCGCAGCCUCCACUGGCCUUCUGUGGCGGCUCGGAGCCCGGCUACGUGCUCCUGGAUACGGACGGGGUGGGGGCCGACCUGCACCCCACCUACACCUUGGACAUUGCCACCGGGCUCCUGGGCCCCGCCGGACGGGCCAUUCACUUCCCCGGCCCCACCGGGCCCGGCACCGACCCCGCCUGCUGGUUCGACCCCAAGGUCAUAUGCGCCGGAGGGGUGGAGACCAGCGUGCUCCUCCUCAUCUUCCUGGCAGUGACAGGGGUCGGGCUCCUAGCUGCUGCACUGUUCUUUCACAUCCGGCGCCGUCUCCUCCAUGCUCAGAUGAUGCGAGGGCCCAACAGGAUCGUGCUGACCACAGAGGAUCUCACCUUUGUCAACGUGCAAAGCAGCUGCAAGGUGAUGGAGGGCAGCCACUCCAGUUUGAUGGGCUGCAGCAGCGUGUCGGAGAUGCGCAGCCUUCGCGGUGUGCAGACGCCCGGGGUCGACAACAGCAGCGUGGCCGUCUUCGAGGGAGAUUGGGUGUGGUUGAAGAAGUUCCCGGGGGAGCACACGGAGAUCAGGCCCUCCACCAAGACGGCCUUCAGCAAGCUCCGGGACCUGCGUCAUGAGAAUGUGACCCUAUAUGUGGGUCUGUUCCACGAGACGGGGGUGCUGGCGGCCGUGAUGGAGCACUGCUCCCGAGGCAGCCUGCGGGACCUCAUCCACAACCGCGACAUGAAGCUCGACUGGAUGUUCAAGUCCUCGCUACUGCUCGACCUCAUCAAGGGGAUGAAGUACCUCCAUCACCGCGACCUGGUCCACGGGAGGCUCAAGUCCCGGAACUGCGUGGUGGACGGGCGCUUCGUGCUCAAGGUCACCGACCACGGCCAGACGCGGCUGGACGAGGCCCAGCGGGCUCCCCGAGCUCCACCUGGCGCGCAGGACCGCCUGUGGACGGCCCCGGAGCUGCUGAGGGACGAAGAGCUGGAGCGUCGCGGCUCCCGCGCCGGGGACGUGUUCAGCCUGGCCAUCAUCAUGCAAGAAGUCGUCUGCCGCAGCGAGCCCUAUGCCAUGCUCGACCUGCCACCCGACGAGAUCGUGCAGAAGGUGCGCAGCCCCCCGCCCCUGUGCCGGCCAUCGGUGUUGCUGGACCAGGCCCCGGUGGAGUGCAUCCAGCUCAUGAGGCAGAGCUGGGGCGAGCACCCGGACCGACGCCCCGACAUGGACUCCAUCUUCGCCCAGUUCAAGACCAUCAACAAGGGUCGCAAGACGAACAUCAUCGACUCGAUGCUGCGCAUGUUGGAGCAGUACUCCAGCAACCUGGAGGACCUCAUCCGCGAGCGCACCGAGGAGCUCGAGCUGGAGAAGCAGAAGACCGACCAGCUGCUCACCCAGAUGCUCCCGCCGUCUGUGGCAGAAGCCCUGAAGAUGGGGACCCCCGUAGAGCCCGAGUACUUCGAGGAAGUGACCCUGUACUUCAGCGACAUCGUCGGCUUCACCACCAUCUCGGCCAUGAGCGAGCCCAUCGAGGUGGUGGAUCUCCUCAACGACCUCUACACCCUCUUCGACGCCAUCAUCGGCUCCCACGACGUGUACAAGGUGGAGACCAUCGGGGACGCGUACAUGGUGGCGUCGGGGCUGCCCAAGCGGAACGGGCAGCGGCACGCGGGUGAGAUCGCCAACAUGUCCCUGGACAUCCUCAGCUCCAUAGGCUCCUUCCGCAUGCGCCACAUGCCCGAGGUGCCCGUCCGCAUCCGCAUCGGCCUCCACUCGGGCCCGUGUGUGGCGGGGGUGGUGGGCCUCACCAUGCCCCGCUACUGCCUCUUCGGGGACACGGUCAACACGGCCUCACGCAUGGAGUCCACGGGGCUGCCGUACCGCAUCCACGUGAACAUAAGCACGGUGAGGAUCCUGCGGGGGCUCCCUGAGGGCUACAAGGUGGACGUGCGUGGCAAGACGGAACUCAAGGGGAAGGGCAUCGAGGACACGUACUGGCUGGUGGGGCGGGAAGGGUUCACCAAGCCCAUUCCCACACCCCCCGAUCUGCUGCCUGGUGCCAGUAACCACGGAAUCAGCCUCCACGAGAUCCCCGAGGAACGACGCAGGAAGCUGGAGAAGGCUCGGCCGGGGCAGCUGGCCAAAUGAGGGGGAUCCCCUCUUCCACCCACCCUAACAGGGAAAAGAAAACCCCCUCAGAUACAAAUCCCACACCACACCCCCACCGGAGAAGCUGAAGGAGAAAAGCGUGGCCCCUACGGCCACCUCCAUGAAGCAGAGAACAUGGGCUCUCUCGCCCAACACUGUCUACAGGACAUUCUGGGGCUCGGAGAGUUUGGUCCCGGAGGAGUUUGGGACACAGAAUUGUCUGGACCCAGGGGUUUUGGGAAGGCACACAACUGACCCUAAAGGAUCCUGGACCAGAAGAGCAUCCAGCCUCAGAGAAUUCCGGGAUGUCAUCACGUAAGCCAAAGAGACACUUGAGCAUCACAGCGUUCCUUCCCGGAGGAUCCUGGGUCCUCAGUGGGCUAAUUUCAAGGAAUUCUGACCCCACAUAUUGCCAGGUCAUCAGAGCAUCUGACCUCAAAUGUUCUGGAAUGUCACGUAGCCCCGCCUCAGGUAAAACUGAGGUCCUCAGACCAAAUGGCCUCAGAGAGGUGUCCGGUGAGAUUGGCAGAGAUUUCCCAUUUUGCAAAU